AUGUCAACUUGCAAGUCGCUCGAGGGCAACUCCGACUUCUACGGCCUCGGGAUUCGAAUCGGCAUCUACCUGCAGUGGGGGUCGGCAUGGCUCAGCCUGCUUCUGGACCCGGAAUCGGCGCAGGGCGUGCUGGACGCGAACUCGGUCUCGCUGUUCGCCGUCGCAAUCGCCACGGUUAUCGCCGCCAGUCGCGACGCGCCCGCCAUCGAGAUGUACAUCAUGCUGCAGAUCCUCCUCGGUUUCCCCGUCACGACCCUCAGCUCGUUUGGCUUUCGUCUGUGGCUGAUGAGCCCUCGCCGGCUCGAUAAACUGCGCAGCGAAAUGAGCAGGUUGUGGCGAGAACACUGCGAAAAGCGCAGGGAGGCUGCCCGACAGAGGGAACAGCGGAAGGGAGAAGCCCGUCAGAGACGUGAGCAUCGCCGCCAGGAGCUGCAGCGGAGAAGAGACCAGCGACGUGUGGAUGCAAAUAGAUCAGCGUUUGAAAAUUGGCUGUCUGACGUGCGGGACGCCGUAUUAAUGCCACAGGAGGGAUGGGACUCCUGGGAGGAGCGCGAGGAGGAGCCUCGACGGGAGAGACAGCAAAGACACGAAUUGCUCCAACAGAGAAGACCCCAGCAACGCGCAAGUGCACAGAAUCCGAGGUGGUGGAAUUGGGUACUCGAGGGGGCGGUUGUGAUAUCCAGGAUGGCUUUUCCUACUAGUGUACCUUCCGAUAUUACCGUACACGUUCUUUACAUCCUUUGGCACCUGCCGGUCCUGCUUCCGGUGCGAUUGCUCUCAUCGCUGAAGUUCCCGGGACUCUCGUGGUCGGGUGUGCUAUGGAGGAGCACGACCGUCGCCCUUCUUAUGGGCUACAACUUGGCGUACUGGUUCGACGAAGGCGGCCACGGCGUCCAAGAGCCGCCUAGCCCGGGCUGCGGGCCCCCAACCGUCUUCAUGUUCUCGAUGCAGCCCCUGGGAGGGCCUAUCGUCACGCUCGGACGUGUCGCUGCCGUCAUCAUUUCCGUCAUCGUCGGCAUUCCGACCUUCGUGCUGCUGAUUCUCACGCUCCGCAUCUUCGUGUACGCCCUCCUCUUCCUCUACCGCGACGCCUACUUCUUCGUCACCUCCGGGGACCCACAGUCCUUCAAGGACAUCCUCGACCGAGUCAACAACGUGCUUGGCCACAGGACGCUCGCCGUCACUCAAACGCUAGAAUCCUACUCGUCUAUCCUCCCGUUUGUAACCAUUACCGGCUUGCAAACCAUGGCUGGCAUGGAGAGGUCAUUACUCGAUCUACUCGAGUUCAUGUCCGCCUACGGUGACGACAGCAGCAUUCGCUUUUCCGACGUCAUCAAGGUCGGCGUGUCGUUAGGUAUGGGAAAGCCCGUGAAACGCCAGUCGCAAGCUCGAGACAGCGAGCCCAGCGUCAGUAGAGCACAGACGAUGUCGGCGGGGUGGAGGAUCGAUCACUUGAAGAUCAGCAGCGGCUCCAGCGGACGAUCACUGACCUUGUUCUGCGUCGCGUGGAAUGUCUCGAUGGUCCUCAGCAUCGCGUGGUUCAUCACGAGCAUCGAGACAACGAUCCGGUGGAACAACAUCCAAGGCGUCCACUCCAUCGACUCCACCGGCCAGCUGAUCCCCUUCGUUAUCGGGUGCAGGUACCCCGAUUGGGUCGAUACAGAGCUCGAGAUCCAGGAUGGUGCAGACGGACCUCUCAUCUGGGAGAUUGUGAAACGGUCUGGUGGCGAUGCCAAUUCGGUAGGUGGCCCUAGAGCCGGCACUACUACUGGUACUACUGGAGGAAAUGCGACCGCCGGAAAUGACCCGAACCAAGGGGCAAUCGCCCUGGCGAACCUAUCGCAAGGAUCAAGUCAGAGUGCUCAUCUGUAA
Phialemonium atrogriseum is the source of this 1872-nucleotide messenger RNA. RefSeq lists its product as uncharacterized. The record is from RefSeq and is a predicted model, not a curated record. Bases 1 to 1872 code for a protein of 623 amino acids. The transcript is spliced from 3 exons. Lineage: Eukaryota; Fungi; Ascomycota; Sordariomycetes; Cephalothecales; Cephalothecaceae.